Molecule: messenger RNA, 1485 nt
Organism: Cyanidioschyzon merolae strain 10D
Lineage: Eukaryota; Rhodophyta; Bangiophyceae; Cyanidiales; Cyanidiaceae
Exons: 1
Coding region: 1-1485 (494 amino acids)
Cellular component (GO): membrane
Source: RefSeq, a predicted model, not a curated record
AUGUUCCUGGAAGCUGAAUUGACCUGGGCACUGGGCGACCUUCCGUUAUGUGCAGCGGCAGGCGCUCCGCGGAGCACGCUGGCCCUCCGUCGCUGUGCGGUACCGCUGACGGUGCUCGAGGCUGGUCGUCGCUUCCGUCGACCUACACGAACAGGUUUCUGGGUGAGGAAAAUUCGAUCGCAGAACCAGAGCGACCCUCAGCAGGAGCAGGAUAGGAUACUGGUGAGUCGCAAGCAGCAGCCUAGCAGGCAACCGCACGUGAACAAGCCUGCUGCCGCCGAUACCACCGGGUCUACCGGAGCGGUAACAGUGCUGCCAGGGUUGCAGGUACCAGGCAGGGCGCUCUACUAUUUCAUAGCGUUUUUAUGGGGUUCAUUUUCGCCCGCUGUGCGUGAGCUGUACACAUUGAAACAUCCACCGCCACCAGCUCUAUUCAAUACUGCCCGUCUGUUGUUGUCGAGUGCAACGUUCUGGCCAGUUUGGCGCACGCAGUGGCUAGUGCUACAACAACGCUUGCGACGGGCAAGGACGAAUAGUACUCCUGUUGAUGAUGAUUAUGGUAAUGCUGAUGGUGCUGAUAUGACAGCGGCCAAUGGCUAUGGUGGUGAAGGAGGACGCCUGGGCGCCCAGCUGUCGCCUCGCGAGCUGGCGAGCACGCUGACGGCGCUUUUCUGGUCGGAUACGUAUCGAUGGUUUCGAGGUGGCCUCGAACUCGGCCUCUAUGUGUUUCUGGGGAAUGUGGCGCAGGUGAUUGGGCUGGAGUACACACCAGCCGCGCGUGCGGCCUUUCUCGUGCAACUCCAAACUGUAUUUAUUCCAUUGUUAUCAGAUUUUUUCGCUAGGAUUGGGUUUCUGGAACCAGGAUCUUCGCAACUCAACAGCCAGACGUUGAUCACUUCAGGUAUGGCCUUUUUGGGCGUGUUCUUGCUUUCGCAAGAUAAGACGUCCACUGUGCCGUCGAACUGGCUCGGUGAUUCCCUGGAGGUUCUUGCUGCGUUCACUUUUUCCGUCUAUGUAUUACGAUUAGACCGAUACGCUCGUGCGAUUACCGAUACAACACCGUUGGCGGCCACUAAGAUCCUUGUACAGACAGUUUGCAGUCUUGGAUGGGCUGUUUUCAGUAGUCAAUCUAACGGGCACGUGCAUGCCGGUGCUGAACUGCCGCCACUCAGCUGGUAUGACGCCUUGGUGACCGUAGGGGUCGUUGCCUGGACUGGCCUCCUCGUAUCGGCGUUCUCGGCGUACGUGCAGCCGCAAUGCCAAAAACGAGUAUCAGCGAGCGAGACAGGAGUCAUUUUGGCGACGCAGCCUCUGUUUGCCGCGGCACUAUCCGUGCUUUUCCUGGGUGAGCGGCUCGGCUGGAAGGGCGCUCUAGGCGGUCUGGUCAUACUGUUGUCGACGGUUGUCUCCUCGUUUCUGAAUGCACCACAGCAGCCUCGCUCCAAGUUGCAAAAACAUGAUGCUGACUCGAAAACAAACUCGUGA